UGUGCCGCUCUAACUGUCCCUCGCUGCGCCCCGUAGCCGCGCCGGCGCCAAGAUGGCGGCGCUGACGAGUGGCUGGUGGUCGUGCCGGGGGCCGCGGGGGCCGGAGCGGAGCUGUCGCGGCUGAAGUCCCCAGCGCCUUUCGAGGUUCGGCCUGCCGCUACGACCUCAGCCUGUGGCCACACAGGUUCCAGCCUGGGGGCAGUCCGGGCUGCCGGGUCAUGCUGCGAGGCGCAGCGCUCCGCCGCCGCCGCCGCCGCUGAGCUCGCGGGCCGCGCCCGGCUCGGACGUGUACCGGGAAGAUGUUCUCCGCGCUGAAGAAGCUGGUGGGGUCGGAGCAGGCCCCGGGCCGGGACAAGAACAUCCCCGCUGGGCUGCAGUCCAUGAACCAGGCGCUGCAGAGGCGCUUUGCCAAGGGGGUGCAGUACAACAUGAAGAUAGUGAUCCGGGGAGACAGGAACACAGGCAAGACCGCACUGUGGCACCGGCUGCAGGGCAAGAAGUUCGUGGAGGAGUACAUCCCCACACAGGAGAUCCAGGUCACCAGCAUCCACUGGAGCUACAAGACCACGGAUGACGUAGUGAAAGUUGAAGUCUGGGAUGUGGUCGAUAAAGGAAAAUGCAAAAAGCGGAGUGACGGCUUGAAGACAGAGAAUGACCCCCAGGAGGCGGAGUCCGAAAUGGCCCUGGAUGCUGAGUUCCUGGACGUGUACAAGAACUGUAACGGGGUGGUCAUGAUGUUUGACAUCACCAAGCAGUGGACCUUCAAUUACAUCCUCCGAGAGCUUCCCAAAGUGCCCACCCAUGUGCCGGUGUGUGUGCUGGGCAACUACCGUGACAUGGGCGAGCACCGCGUCAUCCUGCCCGACGACGUGCGUGACUUCAUCGACCACCUGGACAGACCCCCAGGCUCCUCCUAUUUCCGAUACGCAGAAUCUUCCAUGAAGAACAGCUUUGGCCUGAAGUACCUGCAUAAGUUCUUCAACAUCCCGUUCCUGCAGCUGCAGCGGGAGACACUGCUGCGCCAGCUCGAGACCAACCAGCUGGACAUUGACGCCACACUGGAGGAGCUGUCAGUGCAGCAGGAGACCGAGGACCAGAACUACGGCAUCUUCCUGGAGAUGAUGGAGGCCCGGAGCCGUGGCCACACGUCCCCACUGGCUGCCAAUGGGCAGAGCCCAUCCUCAGGCUCCCAGUCCCCAAUUGUGCCUCCAAGCACCAUCUCCACAGGGAGCUCCAGCCCCAGCACACCCCAGCCCGCCCCCCCACUGCCCCUCAGUGCCCCCGCAGCCUGCCCCCCUGCAGCAUCCACCUGCCCCGUGCCCCCUGUGGAGGCCCCACCACCCCUUGUACACCCCCCAGCCCCCGUCCCGCCCCCACCACAACGGCGUAGCAUCAUUUCCCGGCUAUUUGGGACCUCCCCAGCGGUGGACGCUGCCCCCCCACCUCCAGAGCCAGCCCCAGCAGCAGAGGUACCAGCAAGGGUCCAGAAUGUGGAGGACUUUGUUCCUGAAGAUGGCCUUGACCGCAGCUUCCUGGAGGACGCUGCUCAGCCUAAGAACGAGAAGAAGGUUGGAGCCAGGAACCCACAGCAGGACAGCGACAGCGACGGUGAGGCCUUGGGUGGGAACCCAAUGGUGGCAGGUUUCCAGGACGACGUGGACCCUGAGGAUCAGCCUUCCAGCAGGCCCUCGCUGCCCUCAGGCCCCGUUCCCAGCAAAGAUGUCAGCCUCUCAAGUGAGGAGGAGGUGGCUAGUCACCCCAGCACCCCCAGCACAGCUGCCCUGGCUCCCCAGCAGUGCUUGGAGCCAGAGACAAAACGGUCUUCCACCAAGGCUGUGCAGCCACAGAGAAAGGCAGCGCCCACGCGAGCCCUGGCGCCCCCCCAGCCGAGCUCGGGGUCCGAGCAGCCUGGCAGUACCCCACGCCCUAUGGAGGGCACCUCAAGAAGGCCUGCCGAGGGGAAGGAGACACCGGCCUCAUCAUCGGAGAGUGACCCCGAGGGGCCCAUUGCCGCGCAGAUGCUGUCCUUCGUCAUGGAUGACCCAGACUUUGAAAGUGAGGAGUCAGAUGCGCAGCGCAGAGUGAACGAAUUUCCCACAAGAGAGGACCCCUCUGACAUGAGUGACGAGGACACCAGGUCCGCCCAGCCACCUGUGCCCCCGGCAACGCGGCCCCCUGUCGCCUCCUUCAGACCAAAGAACGACGUUGAUCUCUUCGGGCUGGGGCUGGAAGAGCCAGGCCCCAAGGACAGCAGUGAUGAAGAGAAGGGCAGCAAGCCGGCCUCCAAGGAGAAGAAGAAGAAGAAGAAGAAGAGCAAAGAGGAGGAAGAGAAGGCCGCCAAGAAGAAGAGCAAACACAAGAAGAGCAAGGACAAGGACGAGGCCAAGGAGGAGCGGCGGAAGAAGCGGAAGCCGCCCCGCAGCAAGGAGCAGAAGGCUGCAGACGAGCUGGAGGCUUUCCUUGGGGGCGGGGCCCCCACUGGCCGCCACCCAGGGGGUGGGGACUAUGAGGAGCUGUAGGCCUGUGCAGCUGACCUCCCUGGGGGACUGAGGAGGCCACCACCUGCGCCCAGCCCCAGAACUACCCCUGCCGCUGCCACCUGGCCCCUGUGGCCGUAGCCGGCCUGUCCUGCAUUUGCUUCCUGCUGGAGGAGGCCCUGGGCUGGGUGCUGCAGGUGCUGGGCCUCAGGCCAGCACGAGCCUGCUAUGCAGGGAGGAGAGGGACGGCAGGGCUGCCGCUGGCAGGGCAGACGCCUGGCCCUUCCCAGACAGGGCCAAGGCCAGCCCCCAGCAUUUCUCAGGGAUGUCACAGGCCGAGGAAGGACCCAUGAGGGUCGUUUACAGAGGCAGGGCACGGGGCUGCCCAGCUACUCAAAACAUCUACUCCCUGCCCACCCCUGCUUGCCUCCCAGGCCGUGGGGCCACAGCAUGCCAUGGGCUCAACUGCUGCUGCCAGGCUUGGGCUGUAGACCACGGCUCCACGUGCACUGCGGGUGCUGUGGCCCCUGCCCUGCGUGCUCCUGGGCCUGUGCCUGCCGAGGCUGGCAGGAGCAGAGCAGCAGCCGCAGCCUCUCCUGGGAGUGGGGUUGGGCAGCAGACGCCACCACCACACUCCACUCGACCAUAAAGCUCUUGGGUUUUAUUGC
Molecule: messenger RNA, 3145 nt
Organism: Chinchilla lanigera (long-tailed chinchilla)
Lineage: Eukaryota; Metazoa; Chordata; Mammalia; Rodentia; Chinchillidae
Gene: Rabl6
Product: RAB, member RAS oncogene family-like 6
Exons: 15
Coding region: 300-2519 (739 amino acids)
Cellular component (GO): nucleus; cytosol
Molecular function (GO): GTP binding
Source: RefSeq, a predicted model, not a curated record